This is a messenger RNA of Pestalotiopsis fici W106-1, 1479 nucleotides long. RefSeq lists its product as uncharacterized. NCBI's taxonomy places the organism in Eukaryota, Fungi, Ascomycota, Sordariomycetes, Amphisphaeriales, Sporocadaceae. Gene Ontology annotation, molecular function: allantoate transmembrane transporter activity; dipeptide transmembrane transporter activity. The record is from RefSeq and is a predicted model, not a curated record. Bases 1 to 1479 code for a protein of 492 amino acids. Gene Ontology annotation, cellular component: plasma membrane. Gene Ontology annotation, biological process: allantoate transport; tripeptide transport; transmembrane transport. The transcript has 5 exons.
AUGGCAAACGGUGUAAAGGAUUUGAAGACAAAGACGAAAGUGUCCGAUGAGAAUAUUCCCGACGAUGCUGCCUCUGAGCGUGUAGGAGAGAUAUGGACGGCAGAAGAAGAGUCGAACGUAGUGCGCAAGAUUGAUUGGCGCUUGAUGCCUCUUAUGACUGUCGCUUACAUGCUCCAAUUUCUCGACAAGAUCACCUUGAGCAACGCUUCCAUCAUGGGAAUCAGAGAGGACCUGAAUCUGAGCAGUUCCGAGUACUCGUGGGCGAGCAGCAUAUUUUAUUUCGGCUACCUGGUGGCUGCUUACCCUGCAUCGGUUGGGCUGGUAAAGCUUCCCCACUCUAAACUAAUCAGUAUUUGCAUUAUAAUAUGGGGGGUUAUUUUGGCACUUCACUGUGUGCCCCAUAACUUCAUUGGUCUGGCCAUCUUAAGGUUUCUGCUCGGAGUCUUUGAGAGUAUCAUCUCCCCUGGCUUCAGCAUAAUCGUCAGCGUGUGGUAUAAACAAAGCGAGCAUGCCUCUCGACACAGCAUCUGGUUUGCUGGUAACGCGGGAGGGGCCAUCGUUGGCUCCUUUGUGAGCUUCGGUAUUGCUCACAUUUCCAGUUUUGCACCUUGGAAGGUUUUAUUCAUCUUGUAUGGUUCAUUAACAUUUGCUUGGGGCAUCGUGCUUCUUCUCUUUCUUCCGGAUGGGCCGUCCCAGGCAAUGUUUCUCACUUCACAGGAACGCGAAAUCGCCAUUAGUCGCACUGCUGGGUUCGAGAUGGACACACGGCGAGAGUACAAUAUGAGUGAGGUCAAAGAAGCUUUGGGUGAUCCCCAUACCUGGCUCAUUGGAUCUUAUUCUCUGCUGACGUGUUUUCCCAACGGUGCACUCACGUCUUUUGGCAACAUCGUCACGAAAGGGUUCGGCUUCAAUACGUUCAACACGCUGCUGUUGCAACUUCCAAGCGCCAUUUCUACUACACUCUUAAUUCUUCUCACGGGAUGGCUUGCCAGCAGAUACCAGCAGAUUCGGUCUUGGUUGAUCAUCUCUCUCUUGGUAUUGGGCAUCAGCGGCGCGAUCAUGGUUCGCCAGAUUGACCCCUCCAACAAGGCGGCGCGGUUGAUUGGCAUGAUACUGUUUGCCAAGUUCACCUGCGGCUUUCCAUUGGUCUUGUCACUAAUUGCUUCAAAUGUGGCGGGCCAGACCAAAAAGACUGUCGUCAGCGCCAUCUUCUUUGUCUGUUACUGUGUAGGGAAUAUUGCAGGACCCCAGGUUUUCAUUGAUAGCGAAGCACCAGGAUAUCCGACCGCCUUUGCCACAAUAAUCGCCACACUUGGCUUGGCAGUCAUCAUCUUGCUAGCAUUAAGGCUUCUUUUGAGUCGCAGAAACAAAUCACGCAACGAAGCAUUUGGUAUCCCUUCCGAGGACGAUACAACAAUGCUUCACGAGAGUCAUUUGACCGACUUUCAACGGGAGAAGAGUUUCCGGUACCAGUACUGA